Molecule: messenger RNA, 947 nt
Organism: Camelina sativa (false flax)
Lineage: Eukaryota; Viridiplantae; Streptophyta; Magnoliopsida; Brassicales; Brassicaceae
Product: rhomboid-like protein 11, chloroplastic
Cellular component (GO): membrane
Molecular function (GO): serine-type endopeptidase activity
Source: RefSeq, a predicted model, not a curated record
CUAUACAUCGCCACCGCCGCCGUGCAGCUUUGUCGCUUACCAACUUAACAAAAUCCACCACCGUGUUUCUUCCUAUCACAGUCUCCAGAUCUCGGAUAACUUCUUGCCGAUUCAGCCAGUCAGACAUUACGCGGCCACAAUAUGAUGAUGAAUUGAGUAAGGAGGCAAAAGAAGACAAACAAAAACCACAAAAGCAAGGAGGAGCAAAUGGCAUAUUUUGGAUCAUACUUAUCAAUCUUGGCAUAUAUGUGGCUGAUCACUUCUUUCAGGUUCGCGGGAUCAAAUCUUUAUAUUUGUAUCACAAUUUUCCGGCAUGGUACCAGUUUGUGACUGCAACGUUCUGUCAUGCUAACUGGAAGCAUCUCUCCAGCAAUCUUUUUUUCUUGUACAUCUUUGGAAAGCUUGUUGAAGAAGAAGAAGGAAACUUUGGUUUGUGGCUGUCCUACUUGUUCACUGGUGUUGGAGCUAACCUUGUUUCCUGGUUAGUUUUACCGAGAAAUGCUGUUUCUGUUGGUGCCUCGGGAGCUGUUUUUGGGUUAUUUGCUAUCAGUGUCCUUGUCAAGAUGUCUUGGGAUUGGAGGAAAAUCCUUGAAGUUCUUAUAUUGGGUCAGUUCGUUAUUGAGAGGGUAAUGGAAGCAGCUCAGGCUUCGGCUGGAUUAUCAGGAACUAUAUAUGGUGGCUAUUCUUUACAGACUGUUAAUCACAUUGCUCAUCUCUCUGGUGCUCUCGUUGGCGUUGUCUUAGUUUGGCUUCUCAGCAAAUUUCCUUCGGAACCUGUGGAUCAUCAAGUUAAAAAAUCCCCCCUAAAAUGAGGAGACAACUUUUCUUGUACUUAAGGAAACAUAUACUAUCUCGCCAGUGAAUGCAUGGCAGAUGAAACGAUCGAUAGAUUGACAAAAUAUAUCCUUGUAAAACUGAAGAAUGGGCACUAAACCGGGUUCUCUGUC